ACAAAGAAGAGAAGCCAUGGAUGGCAGAAGUGCUGACAUUUAGAGCUGAACAGAUCCUGGAGAACGUCCCCCAGGGACAGAUGUACUUGGAUAACAAAGAUUACAGUACAGUUUCUAGACAACAAGAGAUGGAGCUGAAUCAGACAUCGUCGCAUCAAACCAUUUUAUCUGCAAAGGUGGCAGCCAAACCAGUGACCAGAAGUUGCAAUGAGCUGCAGUUAUUUAAAGAGUAUCAUGGCAUGGUAGCAAGCCUUGGAGAGUCACAGACCCUGUGUGAAAAAUCAGCAAUAGGGGAGGAUGGCUGCAUUGCUCUUGAGAAGGAUUUCACUCCUGUGCCCAUGCAGGCAAGAUAUCACUUCAAUUUUUCAAAAUUAUUCAGCUCAAGGUCAAAAAACACUGUUUUUACAGAGAAGACACCACUACUGAAGGUUUCCUCAGAGGAAAAUGGGUGUGACAGGUUGCAGUGUAUGGCUCUUCAUAAUCCAGAUUUUACCACAGAUGAUGAUUCAUGGGACAACAGCUCUGCAGAAUUUGAGCAAAGGUUUCACCUGGAAAGUGAAAUGACAAGUUUUCCCAGAUCCGCUUCUUCUGAGAAAUACGAAAUCUUGGACAAUCUUCAUGUCAAGUUCAAUUUAUCAAAGAUGAGAUGCUGUCUAAAAUUCCUGAAAGUUUCAGGCCUCUUUAUCUUCGUAGUUGUCUGCUCUAUUUUAUUUGGCAUUUAUCCAGAUCAAGGUAUGCCCUGGCAGAUGUUGGCUGUAUCACCUCUGGAAAGCUUCUCUAUGAAUCUGACUGACUUUCGUGAUUCUGCUCUGUUGAAGUUAGACAUAGGAGGCCCAUUUGAGGCACAAGUUGUUGAUGAGCAAACAGAGGAAUACAUCAUUGUACAAAUCAGCCAGAGUGAAGACACAGGAUCAAGGAGGAGGCACCAGCAGCAGGUGGUAUACAACUGGUCUCUACCCUUAAGUUCAAGAAGAAAUCAGCAGAUCAUCACAACCAGAACCUUUCAGAUACCAAACAGAGGCACCAUCUCUAUAAACAUUCAAGCUUUCCUGCAGGAGUCUGGAAGUGUUCCUCUCUCCAUGAAGCAUCAGUACCUUCAUGCAAAUAUAGGGGCACAAGUAACUGUUGCAUCCAUCAUCUUAGUAGGUGUCUACGUGCUGAUCAUAUUGGAAAUUGUUCACAGGACCCUUGCAGCCAUGCUGGGUGCUUUGGCCGCGUUAGCCGCCUUAGCGAUUGUUGGGGAGAGGCCAAGUAUGGUCAAAGUGGUGGAGUGGAUUGACUAUGAAACACUGGCAUUAUUGUUUGGAAUGAUGGUUUUGGUGGCCAUAUUUUCAGAAACUGGAUUCUUUGACUACUGUGCAGUAAAGGCUUAUCGGUUCUCUCGAGGCAAGGUGUGGGCCAUGAUUACCCUUCUGUGCCUUAUUGCUGCAAUUCUUUCUGCAUUUUUGGACAAUGUUACCACUAUGCUGCUGUUUACUCCAGUAACCAUAAGGCUCUGUGAAGUACUUAAUCUUGAUCCUAGGCACGUCCUGAUUGCGGAAGUAAUCUUCACAAAUAUUGGGGGGGCUGCCACUGCUGUUGGGGAUCCUCCAAAUGUGAUUAUUGUUUCAAAGCAGGAGCUGAGGAAGAGGGGAUUGGAUUUUGCAGCCUUCACAGGGCAUAUGUUUUUGGGUAUCUGCCUUGUUGUUCUGGUCUCCUUUCCUUUCCUCAGACUUCUUUACUGGAACAAAAAGCUUUACAAUAAGGAGCCAAGUGAAAUUGUUGAGCUGAAACACGAGAUCUAUGUUUGGAGGCUGACAGCUCAGCGCAUCAACCCAGCCAGCAGAGAGGAGACGGCUGUGAAAUGCCUCUUGAUGCAGAAGGUGCUGACUCUGGAGAUGCUCCUGAGGACGAAGCUGAGGACGUUUCACAGACAAAUUUCACAAGAAGAUAAAAACUGGGAAACAAAUAUCCAGGAACUUCAGAAAAAACACAGAAUAACAGACAAAAUUCUUCUCAUCAAAUGUCUGACAGUGCUGGGAUGUGUUAUUCUUAUGUUUUUUCUCAACUCAUUUGUUCCAGGCAUCUACCUAGAUCUUGGCUGGAUUGCCAUGUUGGGAGCCCUUUGGCUGCUAGUGCUAGCAGACAUCCAUGAUUUUGAGAUGAUAUUGAACAGAGUUGAGUGGGCAACCCUCCUUUUCUUUGCAGCAUUGUUUGUGCUCAUGGAGGCUUUGGCUCAUCUGCACUUAAUAGACUAUAUAGGAGAGCAGACAGCUUUGUUAAUAAAGGUGGUUCCUGAGGAUCAGCGCUUGGCAGUGGCCAUUAUUUUAGUGCUCUGGGUGUCUGCUUUGGCCUCCUCUGUGAUUGACAACAUCCCUUUCACAGCUACAAUGAUUCCUGUGCUUCUCAAUCUGAGUAAAGACCCAGAUGUUAACUUGCCUAUGAAACCAUUAAUCUUCUCAUUGGCCAUGGGUGCGUGCCUUGGAGGUAAUGGAACAUUGAUUGGAGCAUCUGCAAAUGUUGUUUGUGCUGGGAUUGCUGAACAGCAUGGUUAUGGCUUCUCUUUCAUGGAGUUCUUCAGGUUAGGUUUCCCCAUGAUGAUCGUGUCCUGUACCAUUGGGAUGUGCUAUCUUCUUGUUGCUCAUGUUGUAGUAGGUUGGAAUUCAUAGUAAUUUAUACUUUCAAGAGUUCGAGAAGCUUUCCCUUUUGUGUCGUUUAUAUCAGAAUGCUAAGAAUGCAUAUGAAAGGAAAAAGAUAUGUAAAAUCCCAACAUAUGGUAUCAAUCAAAAUGAUUGUUGGCAUAAACAUCAGAUAUGGUCAUUCUUAACCUUUUGUUUUAUGAACAAUAUGGAGAAUUAGGCAAUCAAAAUUAAAAGAAUCCAUAUAUUUCAUUAAGAAUGCAAUUAGUAUGCAGAUAAAAAGGAACCAUCUCAAGGGAAUAUGCUGUGCCUGAAAGUUUGUAUUGACACAAUCUGAGUAUAGUCACAGAUGAAAAACUCAUUCACAAUAGCAGAUGUUCAGUAAUUUCUUUUUACGGCUUCAUUUUUCUUUGUCAAUAUAUUUAGCUAUUUGUAUGAAAGUAAUUAAUAUUCAAGUUGUAAUAAUUGAAAGUUAAGCAGAAUAUCUGUACACUUUGAAGGAUGUAUCAUUAUCUACAUUAAAAAUA
Molecule: messenger RNA, 3145 nt
Organism: Passer domesticus (house sparrow)
Lineage: Eukaryota; Metazoa; Chordata; Aves; Passeriformes; Passeridae
Gene: OCA2
Product: OCA2 melanosomal transmembrane protein
Exons: 24
Coding region: 21-2648 (875 amino acids)
Biological process (GO): melanin biosynthetic process; melanocyte differentiation; transmembrane transport
Cellular component (GO): melanosome membrane
Source: RefSeq, a predicted model, not a curated record